Lutzomyia longipalpis is the source of this 2439-nucleotide messenger RNA. RefSeq names its product G-protein coupled receptor Mth-like. Gene Ontology annotation, molecular function: G protein-coupled receptor activity. NCBI's taxonomy places the organism in Eukaryota, Metazoa, Arthropoda, Insecta, Diptera, Psychodidae. The record is from RefSeq and is a predicted model, not a curated record. Gene Ontology annotation, cellular component: membrane. The coding region runs from base 34 to 2145 and encodes 703 amino acids. Gene Ontology annotation, biological process: cell surface receptor signaling pathway; G protein-coupled receptor signaling pathway. The transcript is spliced from 8 exons.
UUUGCUCGUCGCGUGGUGCGGAACAAUUCAGCAAUGGGAGCUGUUGGAGCAUUAAUUCUUUCUCUCACACUCUUAGUUCCCACAAUUAGUGCCAGACUCCACAAGUGCUGUCCCCUUGGCUAUGAGUUCAGUGUAAUUGUAGAUCCGAAUGGUCAGCAGUCCUAUGAUUGCAUGCCUGAACGUGAAAAUGUUACUGUGUUCGAUGAAAAUGAUUUCUUUGGGGAUUUCUCCAUCGGCGGCGACAGGAUGCGUUUUCCAAUGUGUGCGAAUGAUCGGAUGUUGCUCUUUAGGUUUACGCGAGAGCUCAUCUCUGUGUCGCCCAAUAGCUGUGUGGAUAUAGUCCAGGGUGACUACAUCCUUUUAACGUGUUCAGUUGAUCAGACCAGCCCUGAUCCACUCACAGUGCUCAGUGUACGGAAGUGCUGUGGUCAGGAAUUUGUAUACGAUCUUAGGGCACAGCAGUGUGUCCUGGGAGGCAAUAGCUCUGUGACAGAUUUACUACCGCGAAGAUCCUCGCCACUCUUUGUGCGCGGGGCCCCAGUGUGUCGUGAGAAUGAAGUGAUGGUGAUGUAUGAAUCAAAAAUUCACAAAAUCGCCCUUUCGGGUGCAACCCUCAUGAUCACCACCUUUGACCGCGGACGCCCUGUGUCGGAAUUUGUUGAUCCUUCCGCUUUUUGUGUCGAAAGUGCCCCCGAACAGGAAGACAACAUGCGGUGGAUGGUACGGGUGUGUCGACAUGAGAGUAUCUGCCAGAAGAUUCCGUGUAUUCGAAAGUGCUGUGAUCACGGGAAGAAGAUGGCCAGAGUUAACAAUGUUGCAGCUUGUUUGGAUCAUUCGGUGGACAUUCGCCCAAUUUUCCAUCUUCUCGAAGGGGAGGAUUUCCCAGAAUCCGAACCACCCACAGUUCAACCAGAAGAAUUUGGCAUCCGGCAUGGACAGCAAUGUGAAAAAUACAUCCUAGAUGGAAGUAAUCCACAAGAUUAUCACUACAUCAAUGCAAAAACUGGACAUGUGCAUUUAGACAAAUUAAAACCAAUCACCGAGGCUGGAUAUUGCGUGGAUUUUGUUGAAUUUGCGCCUGAUAAUAUUGAGUUGAGGACAUUCCUUUGCUUUGAGACACCACCUGGGCACAGCAAGGAACAUUUUAUGGUUUAUGCAAUUGGUUUGAGUAUCUCCUGCCUUUUUCUGGCCGCCACACUUCUUGUCUACGCCUGUUUGCCCAAGCUGAUGAAUCUCCAUGGGAAAACAUUAGUGAGUCACGUCUUGAGUCUCUUAAUUGCCUACGCUGGACUCUCCUACAUCCAAUUUGGCACAGACUUCCAGCCUAAAUUUUGCCAUACUGUGGCCAUGUUCAUCUACUUCAGCUUCCUCGCGGCCUUUUCCUGGCUCAAUGUUAUGUGUUUUGAUAUCUGGUGGACUUUUGGAACGGUGAGGAACUCUCGUGGGAUGAGAAAAACAAGAGAUGGAUGGCGCUUUGCUUGCUACUCAUUCUAUGCUUGGGGAAUCCCUCUACUUCUCACCCUCUUCACGUAUGCUGUGGAUUCCUUUGAAUGGUUCCCCGAAGAAUAUCGUCCAAACAUGGGCGUGAGAUCCUGUUGGUUUUCUCAAUCCAACGGCAUGGGACAUAGAUUGUUCUUCCUUCUUCCCGUUGGUAUACAAAUUGUUGCCAAUGUUGUGCUGUUUAUUCUAACCACCAUCCAUUGCAAUAAAGUCAAGAGUGAAAUCCAUAGAAUGCAGAAGAAUGACACGGAGAAGAAGAAGCGCUUCUUUGCGGAUAAAGCCCGUCUCGUGAUGAAUGUGAAGCUUUUCAUUGUAAUGGGCGUUUCGUGGUUCAUGGAACUCCUGGCAACAAUUUUCCGUGAACCCAUUGAGAUGUGGUACGUUUCGGAUGCCUUCAAUGUCCUCCAGGGUGUUUGUGUCUUUUUCAUCUUUGUCUUCAAACGGAAUGUCUUGGUGGCCAUUAAGAAGCGCUUCGGUAUGAUGACCAAAUCAACGCGUGAAGCUACAGCGGCUACAACCAAAACUACCCUAACUGGAUCAGCGCAGCACAUUUCCUCUGACCCGUAUACACCACGGUAUGGGAAGCUAAGUAAGAAUUCCAGUAGUUCCUCCGUGACCAUCUCCAACAAUUGCCGAAAGUUUUGAAAGCUCUCAUUUGUUGGCUUUCGCCUAAUGGGGGGAAUCUUUAAGGCUUAUACCAACUUAUUGUACGUACAAGCUUUUCUGUGUUUAUCCACUACAUAGUAUUUUACAUAAGGAUUUUAUCAAAAGAAAAAAAAAGAAGAAAAAAAAUUAUAAGAGUGCGAAGAAAGUGAGUAGGAUGAUAAAAGACGUGUUACCAAUUACAAGACUUCUGGGAUUAUUUUAAUAAAUUGUUCUCAAAUCUCUGUAUAUUCUAACAAAUCACCUAAUUUCUUAAAUAAAUGCCAUAAAUCUUUC